GGCGGCGGGCAGGAGACCGACGGCGACUCAGGGUCUGAGGGAGCUCGGGGACGGCGAGGAGGAGGACGACGACGAAGAGGAGGAGGAAAAGGAGAGCGAGCAGCAGCGGUGGAAGAACCGGACCGUGAACGGGAACCGGCUCCUCUCCUACGGAGGCAGCAGGGACAAGUACUCGGACUCGGAGGAGGAGGAGGCGGUGGGGGCUAGGGCCAAACAGCAGGAGGAGUCUGCAGUUCGCCGGCCCAGACGGAGCCUCAGCAAGUCGCCUGCUCCAUUCAUAACAAGCAAAUGCGCUGCAGCCGGCGCUGGCGUGAUGGAGACGGGCCAAGAAAGGGCUGGCGGAGGCUGCGGUGCUGCUGUGCUCGUAACGAAUGACAGGGCGGCGGGGGCGGCUGCUGCCGGCAGUCUAGACAGGGGCAGAAAUCAGGAGGAGGAGGAGGAGGCGGCGGCGGCGGGGGGAAGAGGAGGAGGAGGAUGUGAAAAUCUGGACUCUAGUCCUCCCAGCCCCAGAUACCGCAUUGGCCUACCCAAGAAAUCCCCAUCAGUAUUGCUGUUGCCACCACCGCUCACGGACGUGGACAGCGGCAAAAUCACUGACCCUCCAGGCGCCAUUAGGAAAGCGACCAAUAACCAUGUUCUCAGCGGUGCUCCUGGUAGCUGUAAUGUUGAAUCCAGGAUUUAUUCAUCUACUAAUAGCCUUCCCCCGGGUGGAACCACCUCCUCCCUUAGACUCAACCACUCCAAUCAUACGGGUUCAAAUCAUACCUACCUGAAAAACACCUACAAGAAGAAUCUCUCUGAGCCCGAGGAGGAGCUUCUCCAACAGUUCAAAAGAGAGGAGGUAUCCACCACUGGAGGCUUCAGUGCACAUUACCUGUCCAUGUUCCUCUUAACUGCUGCAUGCUUGUUCUUUCUGAUACUGGGAUUCACAUACCUGAGAAUGAGAGGUUCUGGAGUAGCUGAGGAUGUGGGAGCCAACAUCAAGGAUCCCUUUAGUGAAGAACUCAAAAAAAUACAAGAAGAUGAAAUAAGUCUCAUGAUGAAGAGCUUGUAUGCACUUCAUGAUAAAUUGGCACAAGUAGCAGGGGAACAUGAAUGUGGCAGCUCUAUUCAAAGAAACCUUACCGUCCAGGAGGCAGCUGCAUAUUUAAAAAAUUUAGAUCCAGAAUAUGAAAGUGUACUUAACACAUCAUUACAAUGGAUCUUGAAUAGUGGGGAAGAUGUUGGCAUAAAGUGUCUCAGCAAUGACCCUAGUGAGAUGGAAGUCACUAACGUGACAGAUGUGAAGUAUCUGGAGUCCACUAGUCCAAAGAUGUCUUUCAGGUGUCGUUUUCGCCGUGCGUUUGUUAAUGUAACUCACAGAUUAUCAAUAUUGCUUUGGGGUGUAGCAAUGGUUUGGGGAGUCUUACACUACAUGAAAUACCGUUGGGCAAAAGAGGAAGAAGAAACAAAGCAGAUGUAUGAUAUGGUGGUGAAAAUCAUAGAUGUUCUAAGAAGCCACAGUGAGGCGUGUUCAGAAAAUAAAGAGUUGCAGCCUUACAUGCCAAUUUUGCAUGUGCGUGAUUCUCUAAUACCACCUCAGGACAGGAGGAAGAUGAAUAGAGUCUGGAACAGAGCAGUUGACUUUCUUGCAGCAAAUGAAUCUAGGGUUCGCACAGAGACACGAAGAGUGGGUGGUGCCGAGUUCUUGGUCUGGAAGUGGAUGCAACCUUCUGCAGCAUGUGACAAAAUUUUAGUGAUACCAUCGAAAGUGUGGCAAGGCCAAGCAUUUCAUCUAGAUAGAAGAAAUUCACCCCCGAACAGCUUGACACCAUGUCUAAAGAUUCGCAAUAUGUUUGAUCCAGUUAUGGAAAUAGGUGAUCACUGGCAUCUAGCAAUUCAAGAAGCAAUCUUGGAGAAGUGCAGUGAUAAUGAUGGAAUUGUUCAUAUUGCCGUAGACAAAAAUUCACGUGAGGGCUGUGUGUAUGUCAAGUGUCUCUCCCCGGAGUAUGCUGGAAAGGCUUUCAAGGCAUUACAUGGCUCUUGGUUUGAUGGAAAGCUGGUAACAGUAAAAUACCUGCGACUAGAUCGGUAUCAUCAUCGUUUUCCCCAGGCUCUUACUUGUAACACUCCACUGAAGCCAUCAAACAAACACAUGAACUCUAUGUCACAUCUGCGUCUUCGGACAGGCACAACUAACUCUCAGGGAAGUUCCUGAGAAAACUUUCUACAACUGCUAGGACUGUUACUUGCAACAGGAAUGUUCCUGUUCGGCCGCCGUCUUCCUUUUUUAGUGCUUUUUGUAUGUAAUACUUUAAAGAAUUAAAUAAAAGUUCAAACGUUCCAGAAGUCUUGUUUCCAAAGGGACUUAGCAAUGAGGCAGUAAUACUGAGCUGACAAAAAA
Messenger RNA from Zonotrichia albicollis (white-throated sparrow), 2383 nucleotides. It is a transcript of the gene LEMD3, whose product is annotated as LEM domain containing 3. Gene Ontology annotation, molecular function: chromatin DNA binding. NCBI's taxonomy places the organism in Eukaryota, Metazoa, Chordata, Aves, Passeriformes, Passerellidae. Gene Ontology annotation, biological process: nuclear envelope organization; negative regulation of BMP signaling pathway. The record is from RefSeq and is a predicted model, not a curated record.